GGUAGCAACAGUGUGAUUUUUCCCUUUCCAUUGGGAAAGAGCAUGUUGAUCCCAUUCUAAGAGGACAAUAAUGAAACACGGGAGAGAAAGAAGAGGGUCAUACCACAGAGGUCAAGCCAGGGCUGGCCUCCUCUAACGGAGAGAUUUGAGAGGACAAGCACUAGCUAAUUGCUAAGAGAUACCCAGCACGCAAGCAGAGUCCUACCGGCUAAAGUUCCAUACUGUAAUACCCACCUGUGGAGAUAGGGGAAAGGGCUCAUGCUGGAAUACCACUUUUUUCACUUCAUGACACUUCAUUCAUUUCAUGCCUUCUUGCCUCCUCGCCUAGGUCAUGGGAUUGAGCAGAGCUGAUGGUAUCAUAGUAAGUAGUCAUGAGUUGCAGGUUGGCAAUGUCCCAAUGGGUAAUGUUUGUGUCAUAGCAAAUGAAAGCAGAUGGUAAUACAAAUGGGUGGUGGUUUGGGUGAGUUACUGCCAUAGAAGAGCACUUCAAAACCAAGAGAAAAGCACUUCAGGUAAAUGCAAGUCUUUUAAAGAGCUUGGACUUCAAUUUUCACAGAAGUUUCUUUCAACUGUCAACAUUUGAGGGGAGUUAUUUCCUUUCCAAAAGCACAAGAGGCCACAAGAGGCAGGGGUGAAAGUGAGUCCACGAGAGGCAGGGGAGAAAGUGAGGCCACGAGAGGCAGGGGUGAAAGUGAGUCUACGAGAGGCAGGGGAGGAAGUGAGUCCACGAGAGGCAGGGGAGGAAGUGAGUCCACGAGAGGCGAGGGUGAAAGUGAGGCCACGAGAGGCAGGGGAGGAAGUGAGGUCACGAGAGGCUAGGGUGAAAGUGAGUCCACGAGUGGCAGGGGUGGAAGUGAGGCCACGAGAGGCGAGGGUGAAAGUGAGGCCACGAGAGGCAGGGGAGGAAGUGAGGCCACGAGAGGCGAGGGUGAAAGUGAGGCCACGAGAGGCAGGGGAGAAAGUGAGGCCACGAGAAGUAGGUUCCACACUAGAUGUGAGAGGAUUGAGCUGUGUAGCCAUUGGGUUGUAGCACUCUCUUGACAGGCCUGAGCAGGGCCCACCACAGUAGCUUAUCUACCUCUCCCAGUCGUCUGUCACAAGCGCCUCUGACGUCACGGCCCCGGCCAGAGUUUAUGGGUAUACGGACGGUGGCAUUCUGGAGCCGUUGUAGUGCUCAUCUGAUACAUGGCUGCUUGUGUGUUACCACAGGACCACUGCUGGAUAGGAUAGGAUCCUCCAGUUCCCCCUUGAUUUUGAUGUGGAGAAUGGGCUGCCGGUGGGACGCAGCCCUCUGGACCCCCAGGCCAGCCCCAGCUCCGGCCUGGUCCUGCAGGCCAACUACCCCCACAGCCAGCGCCGCGAGUCCUUCCUCUACCGCUCCGACUCAGACUUCGACCUCUCACCAAAAGCCAUGUCCCGCAACUCCUCCAUGGCCAGUGAGCUGGAAGAGGGCUUGAAGCACUGGGAAGUCGGUUGGCUGCCGCGACAUGGAGAAGACAUGAUUGUGACACCAUUUGCACAGGUGCUCGCCAGUCUCCGAACAGUCAGAAGCAACUUUGCCGUCAUAACUCAUCUGCAGGAUCGGCCCAACAGGCGGCCGUCAGGCAGCAACCCUCCCUCAAUGCCUACUCAUACCAAGCCAAGCAUACCAGAGGAGCCCUACCAGAAGCUGGCCAUAGAGACACUGGAGGAGCUGGACUGGUGUCUGGACCAGCUGGAGACCCUGCAGACCUGUCACUCAGUCAGCGAGAUGGCUUCCAACAAGUUCAAAAGGAUGCUGAACAGAGAGCUCACCCAGUUGUCAGAAACCAGCCGGUCAGGAAACCAAGUCUCAGAGUUUAUCGCCAACACUUUCCUAGAAAAGCAGCAAGAUGUGGAGAUUAUGUCUGGGCCUCUUAAAGACAAGGACAAGAAGAAGAGGCCCAUGUCCCAGAUUGUUGCGGUGAAGAAACCUGCUCUCAGCCCCAGCCUCGCCCCUACCCAGAUCCCCCGCUUUGGGGUCACCACCCUCCAUGAGAGUCUACUGGCAACGGAAUUUGAAGACAUCAACAGAUGGGGUCUAGAUAUUUUCAAGAUAGCUGAAUACUCGGGGAAUCGGCCUUUGACGGUGGUGAUGUACUCCAUUUUCCAGGAGCGAGAGCUGCUGAAGAACUUUAAGAUCCCAGCCGACACCUUCGUCACCUUCAUGAUGACCCUGGAGGACCACUACCACACCGACGUGGCCUACCACAACAACAUUCAUGCUGCCGACGUGGUACAGUCCACUCACAUCCUCCUCUCCACCCCUGCCCUGGAGGCUGUCUUCACUGACCUGGAGAUCAUGGCUGCUCUGUUUAGCAGUGCCAUACACGACGUGGAUCAUCCCGGAGUGUCCAACCAGUUCCUCAUCAACACAAACUCUGAGCUGGCUCUGAUGUACAACGACGCCUCGGUCCUGGAGAACCACCACCUGGCCGUGGGCUUCAAGCUGCUGCAGGAGGACAACUGUGACAUCUUCCAGAGCCUCAGCAAGAAACAGGGACAGUCCCUCAGGAAGAUGGUCAUCGACAUGGUGUUGGCCACUGACAUGUCCAAGCACAUGAACUUCCUGGCUGACCUGAAGACCAUGGUGGAGACCAAGAAGGUGACCAGUCUGGGAGUGCUGCUGCUGGACAACUACUCAGACCGCAUCCAGGUCCUGCAGAACAUGGUUCACUGUGCUGACCUGAGUAACCCCACCAAGCCACUGGACGUUUACCGCCAGUGGACGGACCGCAUCAUGAUGGAGUUCUUCACCCAGGGGGACAGGGAGAGGGACAAGGGCAUGGAGAUCAGCCCUAUGUGUGACAAACACAAUGCCUCUGUCGAGAAGACCCAGGUGGGAUUCAUAGACUACAUUGUCCACCCUCUGUGGGAGACGUGGGCUGACCUGGUCCACCCUGACGCACAGGACAUUCUGGACACGCUGGAGGACAACCGGGAGUGGUACCAGAGUAUGAUCCAGCGCAGCCCCUCACCCACCCUCGAGGACAUGGACCUUGACGGGGGGCCAGGGGCCCUGGAGGCCAUGGCGGGGGGUUGCUGCACCUCCACAGGGGACAAGUUCCAGUUUGAACUCACCCUGGAGGAGGAGGAGGACGAGGGCGACGUCGAGUCAGACCUGGAGAGCCCACCUGAGGAGGAGAUGUCACAGGGGGGAGAGACCUCUAGGAAGACCCCGGCCCUGUCUCAAUCCCCAGAGCCCAGCAGCAGCACCAGACACCGGCCCCCRUCCCCUCACCCUGGCCGGGCCUUCAGUCUGACCACCAUGUCAGUUAGGAGCCCCGGCCAUCUCAGGACGUUGAGCCCCGGGCUGGACGGGGACGACAGAGACGAUAUGGACAGAGAACUGGGUCAGGAAGGCAAUAGUGUAGCGUACCUACGGCUUGGCACGUAACACCAACCCUAGCCCACCCAGCACCUCAUUCAGUCCCUGCCUUGGUCCGUGGGUCCCAGCAGCAAUUGGACGUGCAAGGUGGGCUUUUUAACAACAGUAUGUAAUGACAACAGUCCCUUUACACUGAAGACACCUUUACACUGACCACUUUCCCUCCGUUUAAUCUUGUAGAACAAGAAGCAUCGUUAUAUCCUCUUUUUUUCUCCUUUGUGCCAGAUGGGACUUUUUAGUCCUGCUUUCUGUAGUUGAUUCUAGGGGUAAAGUGUCAGAAACAGACUGCUGUAUAUGUCUAGCUGAUCAAAGGUAGAACUAAUUACAUGGCUAACCAGUCUCACCAACGUCUCCUGAUGGAGCAAGGAAUUCUACUGAGAAAAUGUCUUCCUCAAAAUGAUGGAAUAUAGAUCUAUUCAAUAGAAUAUUGUAAGGAUUGUGAUCAAUUUACAGGGUCUUAGAACUGUUGCACCAUACAAUUAGGGGGAUUAUAUUUGUUUGAAUUCAGUAAGCAUAAACUAGUAUAUUUUAUUUAGUUACUGAGAGUUCUGUGAAUGAUAAGUUUAACCAAAUCCAGUAUGUACCUGAAUAGUGAGAUAAUUGUGACUUAAACCUCAGGGUAUGGAGAGAGAAAUGAUUUUAAUGUAGCACAGACUUCUUGGUUACCCCUUAACCUAGACUGCCUGUUUCGAGUUGUCGCUGACGACAAACGUUUCUUAGAACUUCAAGAGGUUCAAGUUAUGCAAAAAGACAUAACUGAUUGACAUGUGUCUGGCGCCCUCUAUUGAUCUAAAUUAAAAGUUUGAGUUUGAGAACUAAAGCAAGUUAAGUAUGGCGGAUGAAACAAACAGUACCAGUAUAAUUAUAUACAGUGGGGAUCUGAAGUUAUUGACACCCUUGAUACAGACUAAUUUAUAAGAAUCUUUAGGGGUGUCAAUAAUUCUGACCCCUACCUGUUAGGUGAAAAAAAAUGUCAUGUUUUUUAGCACACAAUAUAGCUCAGUAUUUUUAUUAUUUAUUUUAUACAGUCAGUAUUGCUAUUCUUUAUCAAGGGUGUCAAUCAUUUCAGACCCCAAUGUAUACAAGUCAAGCAUUUAAAAAUGUCCUGAAGUACUGUGGUUGAUUGGGUUGUUUUAAAUCUAGACAAACACCACUUACACUCAUAUUUGUAAAAUUGUAUUUGUUUUUAUGGGAUCAUGUUUUACGUUUGUGUCACAUUUUUAAAUAUGAUAUGAAAUGGUUCUGUUUUCUUUUAUAUAUUUGGGAUGUCCUCACUAUGUCUGAUUGUCUCUGUGCUUUGUAAGCAUAGUUAUCAGGGUGCCUCCACCAUCCAGUAGCACUUUACAAUCUCUGUUGUAAAUUAAUUCAGUUCUGAAGCGCUUGAGCCAAACCAUGAUUCGACUGGACAGCUUACUGAAGGUUGUGUAGAUCUGAGAGGAAUGGAUAGGUGUAAUAAAUGUGGUAAAAAUUCCACCUAACCUAUCAGKGUGGUUAAAUUGUGGUUAAAAUAUCAGGUGGUUAAAUUCUCAUAUACUGUAGCUUAAACCUAUGAAAUCCUGUCAGAUCUCCACAAGUGUCUAGGGGUUAGGGGCUAUGGGUUGUUUCUGGACAGGGCCGUAGAGUAGACUAAUAAGGGUUUUUGUCCAGUAGGGUGCGAUGCUUUGAAAGUUGCAGAUAGAAAUGUAGUGAACAGAGUUGAUAUGAUUCCCUGUAAUACACAACAGAAAAUCAUGUCUGUAUUGACAUUUGAUAACUUCCCAUUUGCCUGAAUAAGCCCCUAAUGUCUUGUUUAAUUUGUUCUUGAGGGAAACAAGUUUAUAGGGAAAAUUGUGCCACAAGUGUUUGGAAUUUGAACCAACACAUCUGCCAGCCUAAGUCGUUAUGAAAUGUUUAACACAAUGUUCUCUCUGAACUGUUGAUUGUAUUCAUGUUAUUUUAUUAAUUGUUAGACUUAUGCUAAUUUUUUUUAUGGGAAAUGUUGCACCUUAAUACGUUGGAUGUAAUGCUUCGACUUAAAUGCUACAUUCAAUUUUG
Messenger RNA from Salvelinus sp. IW2-2015, 5440 nucleotides. Its product is annotated as 3',5'-cyclic-AMP phosphodiesterase 4C-like. Gene Ontology annotation, biological process: signal transduction. NCBI's taxonomy places the organism in Eukaryota, Metazoa, Chordata, Actinopteri, Salmoniformes, Salmonidae. Gene Ontology annotation, cellular component: nucleus; cytosol; perinuclear region of cytoplasm. The record is from RefSeq and is a predicted model, not a curated record. Gene Ontology annotation, molecular function: 3',5'-cyclic-AMP phosphodiesterase activity.